This is a messenger RNA of Stomoxys calcitrans (stable fly), 7322 nucleotides long. Its product is annotated as Golgi-specific brefeldin A-resistance guanine nucleotide exchange factor 1. Gene Ontology annotation, biological process: regulation of ARF protein signal transduction. The record is from RefSeq and is a predicted model, not a curated record. Gene Ontology annotation, molecular function: guanyl-nucleotide exchange factor activity. NCBI's taxonomy places the organism in Eukaryota, Metazoa, Arthropoda, Insecta, Diptera, Muscidae. Bases 287 to 6853 code for a protein of 2188 amino acids. The transcript is spliced from 10 exons.
UGGUGUUGCGUGGAAUAUGUGUUAAAGAUUUGAAUAAAAUUGAGAAAAUACCAUAUUAAAAUGUAAAUUCAAAUAGAAAUAUACAAUUUGUGCCCAACUGUGUGUGAAUUAAUGUAUAUGCAAUUAUAAAAAUACCCUAAGAAAUAUAUAGAAAAAGGAAAAACGUUUACCCGUCAACACACUCGAUCGAUUUUAAGAAGAGAAAAUUUUCAACAGAAUUUUCUUUUGUUGGGAAAACAACAUUUUUGCAAGAUAUUUGUGUGCAUAAAAACGAAAGAAAAACACAAUGUCAUUGCCGGGAAAUGGCAUAUUUGUGGUCCGUGGCGAAAUGUCCACUUUAAUGACCGCCAUGCGCAGGGGUUCCCGUUGGAAUGCCUCAGCAUACGUGGAUGAGGAGAAAGAUGGCUUAAUGAAAUUGUUUAUGGAUCUAAAACAAGUUCUGAAUCGCAUUGAAGAUCUGCGCCUUAUUGAUCCAAAUGUCUUUUUGGCUCCCUUUCUGGAGGUCAUACGCACCGAAGAGACUACAGGAGCAGUGACCAGUUUGGCCUUGUCAGCCAUAAAUAAAUUUCUUUCUUAUGGAUUAAUAGAUCCCACCUGUGCCAAUUUGGCUGUGACCGUAGAAAACAUUGUCGAUGCAGUAACCCAUGCUCGUUUCAUGGGCACUGACCAGUCCUCGGAUGGUGUCACCUUGUUUAGGGUUGUGGAAGUAUUGCACUCCUUGAUGCGCAGCCCUGAGGGCUCAGUGCUCACCAAUGAGUCGGUGUGCGAGGUUAUGUUGAGCUGCUUUAAAAUAUGCUUUGAACCUCGUCUCAAUGAGCUGCUGCGCCGAUCUGCCGAACAAGCUUUGAAAGAUAUGGUGCUGCUGUUGUUUAUGCGUCUGCCACAAUUUGCCGAUGACCGCAGUGAAUCGGGUCUGUUAAAAAAAUUCCAAAUGAUGGCGGCAUCUAUGGACAAGGAUAAAAAACAACGAAAGCGUGCGGUGAAAACUGCCACCAUGGGCCAGGAGAAUCUGCAUCGUAGUCAAAGUUUGUCUAAGGUAACGGGAGAUGAACUACGAAAGAUAUCUACUCAUUCCGCACCAGGUGAAGAUGGGCAAAACCUGGCUACACCCGCUACCAUAAAUCAUUUAAAGGCACCGCCGUUGGCCACUACUCCAGCCACACCGGCUGGUAAUAUUGUGGAUUUACAAGGAAAGAUAACACAGACCCCUACGUCGACUACAACAGUAGCAGAGGGGGAGACAGGCGAUAGCACUAUAGCAACAGAAAAUACAGAGCAAAAUGCUCCAGCCAUUUCCAUUGAACCAGCUUCUCCUGCAGAAAAUCAAAACAAUGCAGGUGAAGACCAUAUGGAUGGCAGGCCCCAAUCUCCUCAGUCGCAGGGUGGUAGCAGUGAGUACAUCAAUUCUGUGGGUGUUCGGUUCACUCAACAAAAUUCAGUUGAUGGCUCCGAGGGCAUGGCUCCGCUGGUUCCUUAUGGCUUGCCUUGCAUACAAGAAUUGUUUCGCUUUUUAAUACUUUUAUGCAAUCCAAUGGAUAAACAAAACACCGACACCAUGAUGCAUAUGGGUCUGAGCCUGCUUACGGUGGCUUUUGAAGUGGGCGCCGAUAAUAUAGGAAAAUAUGAUUCCUUGUUGCAGCUGGUCAAGGAUGAUUUAUGCCGCAAUUUGUUUGCCCUCAUGAAUUCCGAACGCUUGACCAUUUUUGCGGCCGAUUUGCAAGUUUGCUUUCUUAUGUUUGAAUCGCUGAGGGGUCACUUGAAAUUCCAGCUGGAAAGCUACCUCAAGAAAUUGUCAGAAAUCAUAGCCAGUGACAAUCCCAAAACCCCCUAUGAAAUGCGUGAGCUGGCAUUGGAUAAUCUGCUGCAGCUUUGGCGUAUACCCGGUUUUGUGACAGAGCUUUACAUAAACUACGACUGCGAUUUGUAUUGCAGUGAUUUGUUCGAAAGCAUUACAAAUCUCCUAUCGAAAUAUACACUCUCGGCCACCAAUGCCAUUUAUAAUACCCACAUUUUAGCUAUGGACACAUUGAUAUCAGUGGUUGACAGCAUUGAGGGUAAUUGUGUGGCUGCCAAGAAUGUGAGCGGUGGCAACGAUGGACAUUUCAAUGGACCAAAUACCCAAACUCCUCCAUCCCACAGACAUUCACGUCACAACUCAGGUUUGGAAGGCAUAGUCAUUGAUGAUGGCACCAAUGCAACGGAGGAGAGAGAGUAUGUAGAGAAUAUAUCGAAAUUUAUAAACACAUCCUCAAGGCUGCGCCUAUUGUCUGGUGAUACGGCUGCAAAGAAAGCCAUAACAGGCGAUUAUUUGAAAGAGGUGAAAAACAAGAAACGUUUGCUAAGCCAGGGCACCGAGCUUUUCAAUCAACGGCCCGACAAGGGUAUACAAUUCCUGCAGGAUAACGGUAUUUUGAAUGUGCAACUUGAUCCCAUGGAAGUUGCCUUAUUUUUGCGUGAAAAUCCUGGCUUGGAUAAGAAAAUGAUUGGCGAAUACAUAUCGAAGAAAAAGAAUGUGGACUCUAAAAUACUAAUGAAUUUUGUGGAGUCUUUUGAUUUUGUGGGAUUGCGUGUUGAUCAGGCUCUACGUUUGUAUUUGGAGACAUUCCGUUUGCCCGGCGAGGCUCCAUUGAUUUUUUUGGUAUUGGAACAUUUUGCAGAGCAUUGGCAUAAACAAAAUGGCGAGCCUUUUGCCAAUACAGAUGCCGCCUUUAGUUUGGCCUAUUCCAUUAUUAUGUUGAAUAUGGACCAACAUAACUCCAAUGCCAAGCGUCUCAAUAUUCCCAUGACCCAAGAAGAUUUCCUUAAGAAUCUUAGGGGUCUCAAUGGGGGUAUAGAUUAUGAUCAGGAUUUGUUGGCCACCAUCUUUAAUGCCAUAAAAAAUGAUGAAAUAGUCAUGCCUGCCGAACAAACCGGUUUGGUGCGUGAAAAUUACCUAUGGAAAGUUUUACUAAGACGUGGUGCUGGUUCGGAUGGAGCCUUUACCUAUGUACACGACUCCACUUAUGACAUGGAAAUAUUUAAUGUUAUAUGGGGUCCUUCCCUAAGCUCUCUAAGCUUUAUGUUCGAUAAGAGCAGUGAAAAUGGUUAUCAAAAGACAUUGACAGGUUUUACCAAAUGUGCAGCUAUCUCUGGAUUUUAUGGGCUACACGAGGAUUUCGAUGCUUUGAUUCUAACCCUAUGCAAAUUCACCAGCAUCUUAAGUUCGGCCCAACAAGAGACCACACACCCUGCACCCAAUGAAAUUGUGCAAGCUGUCAACUUUGGGCUUAAUCCCAAGGCUCAAGCUGCUAUGCGAACUGUCUUUGCUUUGGUCCAUGAUUAUGGUGACUGUUUGAGAGAUGGCUGGCGACAUAUACUGGAUUUGUAUUUGCAACUUUUCCGUUUGAAGUUGCUGCCAAAAUCUCUCAUGGAAGUCGAAGAUUUCUGUGAGCCCUCGGGCAAAGCCCAACUGAUAUUGGAAAAACCUAGCCAGAAGCAAGAAUCCGGCAUAUUUUCCAGUCUAUAUUCGUAUCUGUCCUCAGAGGGCCAACGUGAGCCCUCCUACGAAGAGCAGGAAUUUAUAAAGAUUGGCAAAAAAUGUAUAAAAGAAUGCCAACUAGAUCAGAUGAUCCAAGAAUCGAAAUUUGUUCAAUUAGAGUCCUUGCAAGAACUGUUGAAACAGGUUUUGAGUUCCCUAAAAGCUCCCGGUGCUCACAAAUCAAUUGGCAUGCCUUAUGGCGAAGAUGUUGUGGUCUUUUGGAUGGAAUUUCUGGUGAAAAUUGUUAUUUACAAUCGCGAUCGCAUGAUUCCCCUUUGGCCAGCUGUUCGUGAUCAAAUGUACCUGUUGCUGAUGGGAGGUUCCUCUUGUGGCUAUGAUUAUCUACUGAAUCGUUGUAUAGUUGCCAUGCUUAAGUUGGCCAUUUAUCUAAUGCGCAAUGAGGAAUUGUGUCCCAUUGUUUUGAAAUCAUUGAAAAUGUUGUUGAUGCUAAAGCCUGCGGUACUUUUGAGAAUAUCCAAACAAAUUUCCAUAGGCAUGUAUGAACUUCUCAAAACCUCAGCUCAAAAUAUACACUCUGAGCAGGAUUGGCAAAUUGUCUUCACCAUACUGGAGUGUGUGGGAGCAGGUGCAGAGCCUCCAGAAUACGAUGAUGCCUCGUUGCCAGUGCCAAAUGGAUUGGCUGCAAAAUCAGAUGGAGCUUUAAGCAGUGAAGAUGAUUCUGGUCUACCGGAUAGGGGUUAUAUAUCAGAUUCGGAAUUGAGUGGCAAACAGGCGGUGCCAAAACAAGGACAAACACAGAAUUCUAAUACAAGCAGUCCAUUUCCCUCUAGUCCUACGGCUGAGAAUUGGAUUUUGGUUAAUAAGGAUACGGAUUUGGCAGCCUCAAGACCACAAUCUCCUCCGGAUUCACUUGGUCCCCCAGUGUUAUCGAACUUAGUGUAUAAUUGUAAACUCUUGGAUCACAUGCCAUUUGCAUUAUUCAAAUGUUGGGACUCUUUGGCUUUCAUUGUGCGUAAUGUGGCCCACAUAACACCCUAUAACUUUGAAAGUUGUGUAAGAUGCAUACGCACAUUUGUGGAGGCAUGUCGAGAUGGUGGAAUACGUCAACGUCGUAGAAUUGAAGCAGCACUGGCUGCCGCUGGCAAUCAAAAGAAAAAACCUAAUAAUAGACGUAAUGAUCGUUCUAAUGAGCGCAACAAACAUGGUGAAGGUGGUAGUUCUGGCAUCGAUGUGGGCAUGGAAGGUGAGAGCGUUGAUGAAUCCGAUCUGGCGCAACGCUAUGAAACGCUAUCCAUUCAACUGCUGGAUCUUAUGUACACCCUAUACACACGAACAGCUCAGAUUUUCCGUUGGUGGGCCGAAGAGGGCUGUGCAGUUCCUCAAUGCUCGGCUUUGUGGGCACAAGGUUGGUGUCCUUUGCUGCAGGGUAUUGCCCGUUUGGCCAUGGAUCGAAGACGUGAAGUAAGAACCUAUGCCAUCUCUUGCUUACAACAGCGUGCUCUGUUGGUACAUGAUCUGCAAACACUAUCUGGUACGGAAUGGGCAUCAUGCUUCCAACAGGUUCUUUUCCCACUGCUCAAUGAAUUAUUGCCAGAGAGUCCGGCUGUGGCACACUUGGAUCAAGUUCUGUUGGAAGAGUCGAGAAUACGCACGGCGACUAUAAUGUCCAAAGUGUUUUUACAUCAUCUAACACCACUCAUUGAAUUGGGCAAUGCCUUCAAUGAUCUUUGGAUACAAAUUUUGGAUUAUAUUGAGAAGUUUAUGAAAGUUGGUUCGGAUAUGUUGUCCGAACAAAUGCAAGAGAUUCUCAAGAAUAUGUUGUUGGUAAUGCAUUCGGUGCGUGUUUUCCACAACAACGAUGGUUCACUGCGCAUGGACUUAUGGGAACUCACUUGGAAGCGCAUAGGAGAAUUUUUGCCCAAUCUUAAGGAUGAACUAUUUCGCGAUGAAGGAAAUAGAGCACAUGUCAUGAAACAACCAAGCUCAUCAGCGGCAGCCGUUAAUGCAUCCCCAGUCGUAAAUGAGUUGAGGUCUCCUACAGCUGCCGCAACGUUGCCACAAACGAAUGUGGUGCCUAUAGCAUCCUCAGCUCCUUCACUAGUGCCGAUAAUGUCUCCAAUAGGGUCCCCUAGGCAUAGUAUAAUACUGCAGCCACCUGUAGCUGAGAUGCUACAGCAACAACCGUUAUUCUUGGGCCAGUUACCUGUCACCAAUAUGCCGAUAAUUGUGCCUCAACAACAGCAGCAGCCAUUGCAGCAGCCACUGCAGCAAUUCCAUCAAUCUACAGCUACAGCUCAAUACGGUUCCAAUGAAUUCCCCACACCAUCUACGGGCUUAGCAACAGGUGGAAAUCAAAAUACUGGCAUUGAGGUAUUAUCUCCAGUUCAGGGAUCAGCUGCAGCUGCAUCAACUGUCACUCCUCAAUUGACGAGCAUGGUUACAACAAAUACUUCCCCGAUUGCAGCAAGUCAUCAUUUCCCCCACAAUGUUCCUAACACCAACAACAACAACCACUUUGCCCAAAGGGCUGCAGGACAACCUUUAACAUCGACCUUACUUAACGAAUCCCACAGUGGCCACACUGACCAAGACAGUCAAAGUUAUUCCAUAGAAUUAUUUGAUACUAUUCCACCACCCGACAGUGGGGCCACCUCUCAUCAGUCACCCAGUAAGGAAUUGCCUGAGGAAACCCAACUCAGACAUUUGGUACAGCAACAAUACAAUCAGUACUAUGAGCAGUAUAAACUGCAUCAGGAAAUGCUAAAGCAGAAGGAACACGAAUCGAUGAACGCAAGUGCAGGUGGCAAUGAAAAUUCCCAACAUAUAAAUACCAGCAAAUUGAACACUUCGGUUUUUAGAGGCGAUGAUGUCAGCACUUUGGCCGAGAUUGAAGCUGAGUUUAGGGAGCAGUCGGGUACAACCGCUGCAACCACUUGCACGGAUGGACAACAAAAUGUCACAGUGCCACUUAGCCAUAGAAUGGCUGGCAAUGAGUAUCCUUCACUGCAAAAACAACCAACACCUGCCAUUGUUCAAAGUUUCACCCCCGUUUAUGUGCAACAGUCGGCCACCCAACCCACUGGAGGUGAUAUCUAUCAGGAAUAUGUGCAGAAUCCCUAUAAUCUGACCUUGCAACAAAGUCACCAACUACCACCUUUGGUGAGUGUGGAACAAAACCAACAAAAUCUUCAAAGAAUUCAAAAGCAAUUUGAAGAACAACAGAAACAACUACAACAACAGCAGCAACAGCAUCACCAGCAGCCGUCAUCACAUUCACAUGCCGAAGCAUUUAAUACACCUGCCAAUUAUUUCACUUCCACAGUGGAUCCCAAUACAAUACCACCUGGCUCAGAAAUGCUAUUUGGCCAACCCUAAAAAACUUUCAAAGCAUUAUAUUCAUAAUUAUGGAAAAUUUUUCAUUUCGCAGCUCUGCGUCGUUUGGGCCAUUGGGGCAGUUACUGUCCAUAGUUCCCUGGUCGUCUUGAGGCUGUCACAGGAAUAUGCGUGGAUUUGUCUCACAUUCCACCAUUAGUUUGUAUGUUUUAUCUUCAUUCUUUCUUUUUCGUUUUCUAGUUCAAUUAUAAGCUAAAUUGGUAAUUUCUUGCUACAGUGUUCCACUGUUGUAUGCAUGCCCCAUUUAUAGCAUUAUUAUUAUUAAAUCAAAAAAUUCUAUAUAAUAUAUACACUUAAAGAAAUAAAUCGAAAAUUGUUUAACUAUAACAUAAAAAAGUAAUAAUUUAUACACUCUCUCACACACACACACACACACAGUUAUUAAGAGAAAUCUAUGUCAAUCUGUAUAUAUAAACGAUAUAAAUCAGAAUAAAUGCCCAAAUACACUACA